Messenger RNA from Girardinichthys multiradiatus, 5414 nucleotides. It is a transcript of the gene uts2r1, whose product is annotated as urotensin-2 receptor. Gene Ontology annotation, cellular component: membrane. Lineage: Eukaryota; Metazoa; Chordata; Actinopteri; Cyprinodontiformes; Goodeidae. The record is from RefSeq and is a predicted model, not a curated record. Gene Ontology annotation, molecular function: urotensin II receptor activity. Gene Ontology annotation, biological process: neuropeptide signaling pathway; regulation of blood pressure; blood vessel diameter maintenance. Bases 498 to 1589 code for a protein of 363 amino acids. The transcript has 4 exons.
CUUCUCUCUGUUACUCUCCCUCAGUCAAAGACCGGAGUCUCAGAAAGCAGCUGAAUCUUCUCGUAAUCCCCCCACUAAGCAUCAUUUCAUUGAUGCUUUCUCUCUCUCUCUCUCUCUCUUUAAGCACUUUUCCUUUAAACUGUUUUUCACAGCUGCUCAGGUGACAUUAGGUGUCUGGAUGCUACUGAGCUGAAAAGGAUAGAGAGAUUGUAAGAUAACUUUUAAUGCUGCAAUCAGCGUAACACUUAUGUCAUCAGAAGAGGAAUGCGUGUUUUGUACUGCGUGAGCCAUUAGGAUAUUUUUCCCUUUUACGAGUGCUGGACAUAGAUUUUUUUCCCCUUUUUUUUCGCUGAAUCUUUCAUCUCUGAGUGUUUCUUUGUAAGAUGUAUGGUGACUUUUAUGGUGUGAGAUUUUUUCAGUAAGUGGAAAGUUUGGAACAAGGGAUGGCUGAUGGAACUGCAGCUGUCUACUGAAGCUUUUCUCCAAGACAUCAAGGAAUGACAACAGCACCCAUGGAGCCUGUAGGAGUCUUGGUGGAAAGGAGCACUAAUGCUACUGACCCUCCCCUGAGCUCGCAUGAGGAUACAGCUGCCACCUUCACCAUUGGGACCAUCCUCUCCAUCAUGUGCUUUGUUGGAGUCUCAGGGAACAUUUACACCCUGGUGGUCAUGUGCCACUCUAUGAGGACUGCAGCCUCAAUGUACAUCUACAUUAUAAACUUAGCUUUGGCAGAUCUACUGUAUCUUCUCACCAUCCCCUUUGUGGUCUGCACACACUUUCUGAAGGGAUGGUACUUUGGAGACGCAGGGUGUCGGAUACUGAUCAGCAUGGAUUUUCUGACCAUGCACGCCAGCAUCUUCACGCUAACCAUCAUGAGCACGGAACGUUACUUUGCAGUACUCAAGCCGCUGGACACGGUCAAGCGAUCUAAAAGUUACCGGAAGGCAAUUGCGCUGCUGGUUUGGGUAGCCUCUCUAAUCCUCACCUUACCUAUGAUUGUGAGCAUUCAGCUUAUGACGGUGGGCACUAAGGCAAUGUGCCAACCCACUUUAUCCCCACUGUCUUACAAGAUUUAUAUCUCCUUUCUGUUUUGCACAAGUAUUGUUGCUCCAGGACUGAUCAUUGGGUAUCUCUACAUCCAGCUAGCACGGACUUAUUGGAUAUCACAAACAGAAAGCUUCAAGCAGACCAAGAAACUACCUAAUCAAAAGGUGCUGUACCUGAUUUUCACCAUCGUGCUCCUUUUCUGGGCUUGUUUCCUGCCAUUUUGGAUCUGGCAGCUGCUAGGCCAAUUCUGUCCCUCCUUGUCCCUCUCCUCAAAAGUCAAACGCAACAUCAACUAUCUCACCACAUGCCUGACAUACUCCAACAGCUGCAUCAACCCAUUCCUCUACACACUGCUCACCAAAAACUACAAGGAGUACCUGAGGAAGCACAAGAGGUCCUGGAUGGCUGGCAGCUACUUCAACAGAUGGAGUCGUUUUCAGCGAUCACCCCGCAGGUCACCGUCUGCCAGCAGUCAGCAGUGCACCGAGAGCUUCAUGCUCACUCAUACGGCUUCACUGCGAGUUCAUAAUACAAGCUUGUGAGAAUAAAGACAAAGAAGAACAGAAGUAACAAAUGGAAGACAAACAAGUGAAAGCAGAUCCUGAGCUCAUCUUCAUUUGCAAUUGAGGACGAUGAAAAAAGCUGCAUUUCUUGUUUUUGUGCGUGGGCAAAGCAGCUCUGUUUGCAUCCCAGCAGAGACUGAAUGACAAGUAACUGCUGCUAUUUUUGACUUCAGUACAGUUUUUCACAUUUACAUUAGUCACCUCUUGAACUUCCUUUGCCAUGAAGACAAAAACAGAUCAGUUUUAAAGGUUCUCUAUUUUACUCCAUGUUCAACUUGUUUUUCAUUGGAUUAGCCUGCAUGCAGAAUAAUUUAAAACUCUUUCUAUAAAUAACAGUGGGAUAUUGGUUUCAAUGAACGAGUAAGAAUACCUAUCAAUACCUGUCAAUGUACCGUGCCUAAGCACCAACACUCUUCAAUGUGAAGGUUGUUACUGUGGAAGGAAGAUUUAGUCAUUUAAGAGUUAGUCAUUUUUUAGUAGAAUCAAAGACACAGAAGAAGCUAUUAAAAGAAAAUUGGAAAUAGAGGCAUGUCAGCUUUUCAAUCAUUCUGCAACAGAGAGCUAAUCUUCUCGUGGGUGCUGGUUGCCAUUUUGUACUCUCUGUAUUUGUAUUUUCUGCAGAAUUGGUGACUUGGUAAAAUGAUCCAGAAUACAAAGCAUGGAGAAACAGCUGGUCUCAGUUAGUAACACUAACUGCAUGACUCAUCUUAAACUCUAAAAUGUGUCGUGUUACAUUUGGCAUGUUUCUUCCUGCCAACCAACAUCUGUGUUCCUAUGUGAUGUUAACAUUAGCUGAGCCUCAAGAUCAAUCUGCCAGAUGUGCUGUGACUCGUUUGUCUGCCAUAGCUCUACCAAAAAUAGAUUUUCCUGGCUUUUCCAGUUCUCAUAGUUAUUUGGACCUGCUAAGUCAUAGGAUGAGACAGAUCAUGGUGAAAAUUGCAUCUUUCUUCUUCAGGUAAGGGAACUAUUACUGAUAAUGACUUUACAGAACCUCCCUUCAAAAUAUACAAAUCAGCCCUUUGAAAUGUCUAUUUAUGAUCAAAGUGACUGCUUUCUCUCACACACACAGCAAAACUUUACUUCUGAUCCUAAUGUAAAUAAUAGUGACCUCUCAAUGCAGAAGUCUAGAUAGAAACAUUGAAAACUAUAAUACAAUUGCAGGGUGUGCGCAGAAGACUUACAGCACAAGCUAUCCACAGGGUAGGGAGUAUCCUAAGGUCUACACGUUGGUUACUUGUAUGGUAAGCACCCAAUAAGUACAUUGCACGUUUUUGGUAGGUUUCUCAUAGGUGCUUAUAAGUACCCUGUAGGUAAUGUGGAUUUAAUUAGAAUUUCGUGAUCAACAGGUCACACUUCACAAUACUGUUAAGCCCUUGUAGGUACCUACAAGGAUACCACCAAGGUACCAACUAAGUAUCCACAACGUGUUUACAUGGUAUAUUAGGGUUGAUGUUGGGGAUAUUUAAGGAACUGAAUACCAACACAAUACCUACAAUACCUAUCUUAUAAGUAAACUGUGGGUAUAUGUUAUGUUUGCCUAUAGCUAACUGGAAGAACCUUCCAGGUGGCCUGCAGUAGUUGAUGUUUGCAGUCUAAUGAGGAAACGUUUGGAUUUGUUUUGUUCUUCAUAGAGGAAAACAACAGAUUACAAGUUUUGUUUUCUUCAUCAAGAAAGCAAUUUACCCUACUCUUUUUUUUCCCUCACUUGCAAAAAAUUCUUUUAAAGACACCUCAACCAGCAACAGAUUGAUUGCACAUAUCACAUUUUCAUGGAAAUAGCUAAAAUAAGUUCUUUUCUGUGUUACCAUGGACAUUUAUUGAGCAACUGAAUAUUGGGCUACUGCUGCUUUAGAAGUUGACAUAUUUUAAUUGGUACAAAAACACAAAGAAAUGUAUUUUUAACCCAACAAAGAGCUCAUCUGUAGCACAAAAUGAAAUUGAAACAAUGCCCCUUGUCCCACUGUGAAAUAAAUUUCUCAAAACAACUCGAUAAAGCCAUUUCAUAGAAUAUUGAUCAGUUAGGUAUUGGUGGUAGAUUUUAAUAUCUUUGCUUUUGGCCCCUCUCUCUUUUCUAUAAAAAUGUAAAAUACCACCCUCAAACCUGAAAGUAAACCUGAAUGUACUUUUUUUUUUUUUUAAUGUGUGGCUUCUGUGUGCACAAUAAAAUUCCUCUGCAUGUAAAUAUUUCAUUUUAAUGCUGCUGUGCAAUGUUGUCAGUAUAAAAACCCACCUGUGCACAUAAAAAAAAUAUUUUGUGUGAGGACUGACUCUCAAGUUUCUUUGUUAACAUCACUUCUUUUAUCCUUUGAUCAUCACAGCCUCAGUCUUGAUAAUAGAAAGGAUAAGAGGAGUGUAAGCAGUGCAGCUGCCGAAAGCCAAGCUGUUACAAUUUCACUGAUUUUAUUCCCAGUGCAAUGAACACAAGCUCCAAUCAUUUCCUAGCUUAUGCAUAUGUAAGUCCUCUGAAGAAAUCAUGUUCUUGAAAUUGGGAGGUUUUGCACAGAUAUUAAAAAGGAGAUUUUGUAAAAUCUUUUUCUUGGGGAAUCUUCCAAAUGUGUACAUAUAGUUUUACAGGACCUUGCAAAAGUCCAAACCCCCUUUUUUUUUUUUUUUUUUUUACAAAUUGUCACAUUACAACCACAAGCCUAUCUAUCUUAUGGAGAAUAUAUGCGAUAGACCAACACAAAGUAGUGUGUAAAUGUAAAUUAAAGGCGGAAUGAUUGCUGUUGUAGCAUUUUUCAUAAUGAAAAAUCAUAAAAAUAUUUUGUGCAUUUUUUUUUGUCCCCCUGAGACAAAUACUUAGUAGAACCACCAUUUAUUUGAAUCCCAGCUGCAGCUCUUUUGGAGUACGUCUUUACAAGCUAUACAUGACACUAAGCUGAAAUGUCUGCCUAUUCUUUGCAAAAUAGCUUCAGAAAUUCACAGCUGGAUUUAGGUCUUGACACAUGACUGGGCCAUACUAAUGUAUAAAUAUGGUUUGACCUUAACCUUUCAUAGCAGCUCUGGAUAUAAGUUUUGGGUUGUUGUCCCAAAACAUUAAACCUCUCUUUAACAAACCUCUAAAAGAAUUCACACAAGUGAACUACUUUUUAUAAAUGUUUGACUUCUGAAGGCAGUUGGUUGCAAUGGAUAUAAUUUAAUAGCAUCAGAGUAAAGGGGAGCUGAAUACCAAUCCACAUCACUUUUCAGAUUUCUGUUUGUAAAAAGAAAUGUUAUUUCACUUGCACUUCAUGGUUAUGCACUACAUGGUCAAUCACAGGAAAUCCCAAUAAAUGCAUUCAAGGUUAUAGAUGAAAAAUAAAAAUAUCGCGUUCUGUGGUUUAGAGUGACCAACGUACAGACAAGAAGAGCUAAGCAGCAGCAUUCAAUUCAAUUCAAAGAUACUUUAUUGAUCCCCGAGGGGAAAUUAGAAAAGGAUGUUAAAGGAGUCGUCUUUCUUUAUUCAAGAAAAGUUCAAAAAGGUUUUCCAAAAGCGUAGCAAGAACGUACCAAAUAUCACUGCAGGUAGAAAAACUCUGUUUGAAACUCCAAAAACUUACAGCAUAGAUUCUGCAGGAACAUAAUACAAAAAGCACUUAGACAUGAGUGGAGAACGGGAUAGUGAAUGGAGGAACCAGCAAAGUACAAUGAGAACCAGAGAGCUAAUUAACAGAGGGGAGUGAGGUAUGGACCAAUGAAACAGAGAGGCAGGUAAUCAGAUGAGAAUGGAAAUCAGGUGUGGACCAGACUAUAGAGAACUGAGGGAAUCUGGGUAGUUGCUAAGGUGACCAAACUAGAAGACAAAAGGGAACAUGAGGGAAGCUA